This is a messenger RNA of Spinacia oleracea (spinach), 2477 nucleotides long. Its product is annotated as LEAF RUST 10 DISEASE-RESISTANCE proteinUS RECEPTOR-LIKE PROTEIN KINASE-like 1.5. The record is from RefSeq and is a predicted model, not a curated record. The transcript has a single exon. Lineage: Eukaryota; Viridiplantae; Streptophyta; Magnoliopsida; Caryophyllales; Amaranthaceae. Gene Ontology annotation, biological process: protein phosphorylation. Gene Ontology annotation, molecular function: protein kinase activity; ATP binding. Bases 332 to 2260 code for a protein of 642 amino acids.
UCUAACUUCACAAUCACCAAACUCGAGGGUACCUUAAUUUCUAGGGAAACUUAAACAAAAGUCCAACACAACAAACAAAGACUACACAAUCAAAAUAAAAAGUACUCUAAAGAAAAAGAAAAAGAAAAAGAAAAAAAAUAUGAUUUCAACAUCUGUGUCCUUCCCCUUCACGUGAGCAUCCCCCUUUCUCUCUCCUCAUUCGCCCAUUCUCUCUCUAAAAACAAACAACUCCUGUAAAUUCUGUAAGCGUCACACACACAGACACACGCUCUCUCUCUCUCCUCUACUUAGAUCAGAUCUUCAACAUUCAUGACCACAUUCUAAAACUACCAUGCCUUCCAUUCUCCUCUUCUUUGUCAUAGUUUCAUUACUUCACUUAUUAUUGCCCGCAGCCGGCCACCACAUCUGCUCCGCCGCACAACAACCACUCUGUCCACCGUUCAACACCACUCCACCACCCUACCCGUUUUCUACCAUCCCAGGCUGCGGCCACCCUGCCUUCCAGCUCCACUGUACUCCCACCGCCUCUUUACUUAAAAUCAACAACCUCACUUUUUCUCUUCUCCGCUAUGACUCUUCCUCCUCCUCCCUCCUCCUCUCCCCACUUUCUAUCUCCUCAAAAUCAAAAUCGGAAUCAAACCCAGAAAUCUGUCCUUCUCUCUCCUCAAUCCCUCAUCACCCUAUUAAUCUCAAUAACACCCCUUUCAAAUUCUCUGGUUCUUCCUGUUCGCGACUCUCUCUCCUCAAACCCUGCCCUCCUUCAACACUCUCUUUACCUAACUGUACCCUCUGCCCAUGGCAUUGCUCCCUCGUGCGACACCCGCUGCGUUUGCUUCGCAACGAUUGCGGACCGUCUUCUCGGUCCGUAUCUGAACAAGGCUGUCAGAGCGAUGUUCUGGGAUUCCUUGAUAAGAUCCUGAAAUAUGGGAUUGAAGUAGAGUUUGAAAGAAACAAUGGCGAAUUCUUUUCAAAAUGUGUUGAAUGCCGCUCGGAUAAAAAUGGGGUUUGCGGGUUUAAUUCAUCUGACCCGAAUAAACCGUUUCUGUGUUUGCAUCAUCAGAUUAUCUUCCCUCCACCGUCCUUAUGGUUCCAUCACAAGAAGCAUAUUGCGGAGUUUGCUUCCAUGUUUGUUAUUCUCUGUUUGUUAUGUUUUAUUGGGGUUUCAAUAUUCGCGUUUCGAAACGGGCGUUUUGGCGGUAAUGGCACGACCAACUUGGAGGAUCCGACGACUCUUUUCCUUCAGAACCACCGCUCCGCCUCGCUCCUUCCGCCGGUUUUCACCUAUGAGGAGCUGGAAUCUUCGACGAACGGGUUCGACCCGAAUAGAAAGAUUGGGGAUGGGGGGUUUGGUUCGGUUUUUUUAGGGAAACUUCUCGACGGCCGGACGGUGGCGGUGAAGUAUUUGCAUCGCCAUGGUGGGAAAGUUGUCUCAUCGAAGUCGUUUUGUAAUGAGAUUUUGAUAUUGUCAUCAAUUGAGCACCCGAAUUUGGUUAAACUUCAUGGGUAUUGUAGUGACCCACGGGGGUUGUUAUUGGUGUAUGAUUAUAUCCCAAAUGGGACUUUAGCUGACCAUUUACACGGCCCGAAUCGGAAGUUUUCGGGUUCAUUGAGUUGGACUACUCGGGUUGAUAUUGCAUUGCAGAUUGCGAUGGCGGUUGAAUACCUACAUUUUACAGUUCAACCGCCGGUGGUUCAUCGCGACAUAACUGCUACUAAUAUUUUUGUUGAUCAGUAUAUGCGGGUUCGGGUUGGGGAUUUCGGUUUAUCUAGGUUGUUGGUUUGCGCAGAAAAGAAUCUAUCUGGGGAACUAGCCGGUUCAUCUUCCGGUUGUGUGUGGACUGGGCCGCAAGGGACUCCAGGUUACUUAGACCCGGAUUACCAUAAAUCAUUCCGGUUAACCGAAAAGAGUGAUGUGUUUAGUUUUGGGGUGGUGCUUUUAGAAAUGAUAACCGGGUUGAAAGCGGUAGACCAAAGAAGAGAAAAAAGGGAGGUGGGGUUGGUGGAUAUGGUAGUAGCAAGGAUCCAAAUUGGAUUGUUGGAGCAAGUAGUCGACCCCACAUUGGCGGCCGAGGGCCCCGCCGUGACCGAGAGCGUUGCCGCGGUUGCUGAGCUAGCGUUCCAGUGUGUGGCGGCUGAUAAGGAUGACCGGCCUGAUGCACGGGAGGUUGUGGCGGAGUUGCGGCGUAUAUGGAGCCGUAUCCGCAGGGUUAGAGUGUCUAAUUCAAACGCCGUGGUGGUCCCUGCGGCGGCCGAAGAAUGAGAUCGGAGCAUGGUUGGCUGUGUAAUACACUAAUACUAAUACUAGUACUAGUACUAGUACUUACUUUUUUUUUGGUAUGAUGAAUCUAAGUGAAUUAUGAUGGGAUAAUUAGGUUGGAUAUUGGUAUGAUGUCUCUUUUUAUUAUAUUACAUCAUCAUUAUCACCCAUUGUCCAUUGAAAUGUAUUUGAUAUCAUGAAAGGAAAGUUUGUAUCUAAA